AAAUACUUUUGUAUAAUCAUAAACUUUUGUAUUCCUCUUUAGAGAUACAUUAAUAGAUUCUUUAACAAGAACCCUUAUAUAUCACUUUUUUUUUUCCUACUCUUUUCUUUGUUGUAAUUUUAAUAAAGGUAUCGAAACCAUUAGUGGAGACUACACGUUUCCCUCUCACCUUUCUAGAGUCAAGAGUGUCACCCCUUACACGUUUACCUUCAUCUCAAGAGUCAAGGGGGGAGAACUCACGGUUCAACUACUAUCCAUCCCUCACACUAAAUUCAGGAAAGCAAGAUUCAAGUGGAACUAAGUCAUGGCAGAGAAGACCGAGAUAUUUUCAUCACCUUCCUCACCUCCACCAUCAUUUUACAUGGUAGAUAAGACCGGGAAACUUUCAUCACCUUCCUUACCUUCCUCACCUCCACCAUCAUAUUACAUGGGAGAAAAGACCGAGAAAUAUUCAUCACCUUCCUCACCUCCACCAUCAUUUUACAGAAAAUAUAUCAUAUCUUACAUCAAUGAGCAGGUAGAGUUAGACUCAAGAAGUGAGAAACGAGUGCUUCUCUUGGAAUCAGCUGGUAAGGAAUCUUGUUGCAUCUUCAGAGUCCCUAAAAGCUUCGCAGAAAUGAAUCCUGAAGCUUAUAAGCCCAAAGUUGUUUCCAUUGGUCCUUACCAUCACGGGAGAAAACACCUCGAAAUGAUUCAACAGCACAAGCUUCGGUUUCUACACCUUUUCUUACGCACGGCAAGCGUGGAUAGAGAUGUCUUGUUUAACGCUGUAGUGGAUUGGGAAGAUGAGAUAAGGAAAUCUUAUUCUGAGGGUCUUGAGGGAAGUCCACAUGAACUAGUGUAUAUGAUGAUUCUUGAUGGGUGCUUCAUUCUCAUGUUGUUACUUAUCGUGUCAAGAAAGAUAGAAUUGUAUGAGAGUGAGGAUCCAAUUCUCACCAUCCCAUGGAUUCUUCCGUCUAUUCAGAGUGAUCUCCUCCUCUUGGAAAACCAGGUCCCUUUCUUUGUUCUUCAAACUUUAUUUGACAAAUCAGAGAUAGGUGUACCUGGUGAUCUAAACAGGAUGGCUUUUAGCUUCUUCAACCUCUCAAUGGAUAAACCAGAAAGAUAUUGGGUCAAACACAGAAACUUCAACGCAAAACAUCUUCUUGACCUCAUUCGUAUGAGCUUCUUACCUAUGGAUGGAUACGAAGAUUUCCAACUCACUAAGGGUAAAUCUAGAAAGAAAUCAUCCUCCGGUCUUACAUUGCUAUUGUCGGCUACAAGACUUUCUCUCCAAGGAAUAGAUUUCAGUUUAAGGAGUGGUGCAGAUUCGAUGUUAGAUAUAAGGUUAAAGAAGAACAGGCUUCAAAUACCAGUGUUAAGAUUGGAUGGGUUCAUUAUCUCAAUCUUGCUCAAUUGCGUCGCCUUUGAACAAUUUUACGCAAAGAGUACCAACCACAUAACAAGCUAUGUGGUUUUCAUGGGAUGCCUUCUAAACGGCAAGGAAGAUGCCACAUUCUUAAGUCGUCGCCGGAUCAUAGAGAACUACUUUGGCAGCGAGAAGGAGGUAUCAAAGUUCUUCAAAACUAUAUGUAAAGAUGUAGUGUUUGACAUACAUGCAAGUUAUUUACGGAAUGUGUUUGUGGAAAUUAACGAGAACACCUCAAAAUGGUACUCAAUAUGUCGAAGUUUUUUACUGUCACCAAGAAAUUUUGUGGCAUUGCGCUUUCGUCCAAUUUAUCGAUUCUAAAUACCAUUCUUCUACCUUAGCAACAGCAACAGCAAAACCGCAUGAUGGAACGUCCUCCAGGCAAAGCAAACAUGCUCGAGCUUAUGUAGAAACAAUGGAAUUAAAGUCGUUUUUAUCUUCUACAGAAACAUCAUUGUUCCCUGUUUUUUAUCAGUUGUGUAACUUGUGUUAUUGCUAUCUUUUUCGUUUUAUGAUGUUAUCCUAUAUAUGUAUUUAAGUAUUUUGUUACUCUUGUUAAUUUGCAUGAAAUAAAGCUUUUCUACUUUCCUUUGAUG
Arabidopsis thaliana (thale cress) is the source of this 2004-nucleotide messenger RNA. RefSeq lists its product as hypothetical. The record is from RefSeq and is marked reviewed. The transcript is spliced from 2 exons. Bases 305 to 1729 code for a protein of 474 amino acids. NCBI's taxonomy places the organism in Eukaryota, Viridiplantae, Streptophyta, Magnoliopsida, Brassicales, Brassicaceae.